Messenger RNA from Ruditapes philippinarum (Manila clam), 2038 nucleotides. RefSeq names its product interferon-induced protein 44-like. Lineage: Eukaryota; Metazoa; Mollusca; Bivalvia; Venerida; Veneridae. The coding region runs from base 104 to 1507 and encodes 467 amino acids. The transcript is spliced from 7 exons. The record is from RefSeq and is a predicted model, not a curated record.
UCGAAAAACACGGGUACCACAUAAUUUUCGGAAAACUACUUUCGUUUUCACAAUAAUUUAUUACAGACCUUUGACGAGUUUGAAAAACUGCACAAAAGGUAAAAUGGCAGGCAAACUUUCAAUUGCUGAUAAAAAGCAACUAGAACGUUAUAUACAAGCGGGUCCCAAACAGUUUGGCUUGCUAUACAGCUUUACCAGGGAUGGUGCAGAUGCAUCAGUUUUCCAUCGACUUUGCGACAAACAAGGCCCAACAGUUACUGUCAUUUAUAACACUCAAGGUACAGUGUACGGAGGCUACACAGAGAUAAGUUGGACUUCAGAGGGCGGGAAAUACUAUAGAGAUGAUCAUGCUUUCCUGUUUCGUCUUUAUCAAAAUGGCAAAAGUAAUCCGAUGAAAUUUCCAGUGAAAAAGCCAGAUAAUGCCAUUUACUGCUGUAACACUAAUGGACCGAUAUUUGGAGGAGGAUAUGACGUGAACACCUUUAGUGGAACCCUUCCCAUUCAAACCAAUCAGUUCACUCUAAACGGAGGAUUUAAUUUUGGCAGUGCAUACGACAUGGGUUCAUGUUCUAUAGAGCAGUUUUGUAACAACAUCAAAACAGUCACAGACUUAGAGGUUUACAGCGUGUCUGAUACAUCGUUAUUACCACCCUGGAGAGAGAUUGGAGGUUGGGAACAUCGGGAUUUAGAAGAUUUGAAAAACGAAAUUGAUGCGUGGACACCCCCACAUGGAAUUAAACUGAAAACAGCAAACAUUCUUUUUCUGGGUCCGGUUGGUGCCGGUAAAUCCAGUUUCUUCAAUACAAUUUCUUCAAUAUUUCGAGGUCAUGUGACUGGACAGGCUGUUUGCGGUAGUGCGGAACAGAGUAUUACAUCGAAGUACCGCAUGUAUCGUGUGCGAGGUUCCGCUCUGACAAAACCAAUGAAAUUUAGGCUAUGUGACACCAGAGGGAUUGAAGAAAAUCAAGGUAUGGAUGGCACAGAGCUUAAUUACCUUUUGGAGGGAAAUGUACCAAAUGGAUACCAGUUUAAUCCAUCAACCCCGAUUUCCCCAGACACAACUGGAUUUGUUGCCUCACCGACAUUGAACCACAAAAUUCAUUGUGUUUGCUUUAUAAUAGAUGGUAGCACAGCGUCAGUAAUGUCAGAGAAAAUGUUAGAAAAGAUUAAGGCCCUCCAGAGUAAAGUUCGACAAAAAGGUUUAUCGCAAGUAGUCCUAGUAACUAAAAUCGACAAAGUCUGCUCAAAUGUAGAGGAAGAUGUGUCCACAGUAUUUCAGAGCGUUGCAAUACAAGAGCUUGUUGAUACAGUUUCUAAUAUCCUUGGUGUACCGAGGAGUCACGUGUUACCAGUCAAAAACUAUGAAAAGGAAAUCAACGUGAGGGACGAUGUAAGUUUACUAGCGCUUCAUUCACUGCGACAGAUUCUCCGGGCAUCUGAAGAUUUCAUGUUCAACCUUCUUGAUAUGCUGGACGACGAAAGGGGUGAUUCAGAAUCUUUGGAAUAAAUGAUAUUUCAGCAAGGCAAACAUACUCGUAUAUCAAUCAAUUCCUGACACAUAUUAUCAUGACUUUUUGUUAGCACUGAUCAGUUGAUCAUGGCCAAUUACAUUAUUGAUGUUCUUAAUCAUUCUUGAAGACAGCUUAUAACUUUAGUAUACUGUUUAUAGUGCAAUAUGUCUACCAUAUAUUCUCAUAUAUAAAAGAUGUUGUAUAAGGGUAAUGCUAAUUACUAAAUUAGUUUUCUGGUUUCUUUUGUAUGCACCAACUGCUUUUUUCAUUUUAAACCCAGCCAAUAUUAUAUUCCAUAUAUUCUACAUCAUUUAUAUUUUGUCAUGGAUACAAGUCAUUUAAUAUAUUUUAAAUGACAAAUGCAAAAUUUUGAAUGGUUGAGUGUAUGGUAUUUUCUGUGUAUUAAAAAGCAAGUCAUAUUAAUUUAAGUAAGUAAAUGCUAGUAAAAUAAGAUAUUGUUGGAUAAUUUUCAAAAACAGUUUACAUGUUAUUGUACGCUUAAGCAUACGAAUACAAAUUAAAAUUGA